Molecule: messenger RNA, 180 nt
Organism: Dentiscutata heterogama
Lineage: Eukaryota; Fungi; Glomeromycota; Glomeromycetes; Diversisporales; Gigasporaceae
Source: the annotation of a GenBank genome assembly
GACGACUGGCGGUCUAUCGGUUUGAGUCGGACCACUCAAACAGCCCUAGUCGGUACGACAGUCAUUGCUUAUUUAUUUAAGAGAGAUUAUGGCCUGUUUGACGACAGUCAUAGUUUGGAAUUUUUGAAGCAGAAGUGGCCUACUGGGACGACAGCCAUGAAGCAAUUUUCUCGUAUUUGA